GAAGACAGGAUCCCGGAACCCAUGCAGUGUGACUCAUCUCGUUUGUCUCCUGAGGAAAGACUUCGUCGUUUACAUGGUGGUCUAUGUAUGUACUGUGGCGGGGCUGGUCACGUUUUACGUGAUUGUCAGUCCCGUCCGCAUAGACGUCAGGCGCUGACCCCUGGAAAACGCGUGGAUCCUACUCCACGUGCUAAAGUGGUGAGUCUUCCCACUCAGGGGUUAGUUUCACGGUCUUUCUUGUUACCUGUUACUCUCCACUGCCCUCCAUCUGUUUCUGUUUUCUCAGCCCUGAUUGACUCCGGUGCAGAGGGAAACUUCAUAAACAAGACCAUCGUGGACCAGCUGAAGAUUGCUACAACUCCGUUGGAAGCAUCACUGAAAGUUUCUGCACUGGAUGGGGGGCCUGUAGGUACUGGAACUAUUACACACAAGACUGAGCCAGUUAAGUUAGCUACCAGUUUUCUACAUGUGGAAUUUAUUAGUUUUCUCAUCCUUGACACUUCAGAAUUUCCCAUAAUUUUAGGUCUGCCCUGGUUAAAACAGCAUGACUCUCUGAUCUCGUGGUCAGACCAAGAGCUGCUUUCUUGGUCCCCCUUCUGUUUGGAGAACUGUUUAACUACCCCUGUUAUGUCUGUUGGUGCCACUUCUGUUGAGAACCCUGUUAUUAAUGCUAAGUUACAGAUCCCUCCUGAAUAUCAGGAUCUCCAAGAAGUAUUUAACAAAGUAAAUGCCACCAAAUUGCCUCCUCAUAGAGAAUAUGAUUGCGCAAUUGAGCUCCUUGAUGGGGCUACUCUACCAAAGUCCAGAGUUUAUCCCCUUACUCAGGCUGAGGAGAAAGUUAUGGAAGAAUACAUAGAGGAGUUCCUAGCUCAGGGUUUCAUCCGACCGUCCGAAUCUCCAGCAGCUUCUGGGUUCUUUUUUGUUCAAAAAAAAGAUGGAGGAUUACGUCCCUGUAUAGAUUAUAGAGGUUUAAAUCAGAUUACUAAACCAUAUCCCUAUCCUCUACCUCUUAUCCCAGUAGCUUUAGAACAAUUAAGAGGAGCCACGAUUUUUACUAAACUUGAUCUUAGAAGUGCCUAUAACCUAGUUCGAAUUAAAGAAGGUGAUGAAUGGAAGACCGCUUUUGUUACCACUAGGGGGCACUAUGAGUACCUUGUUAUGCCUUUUGGUUUACGUAAUGCCCCUUCCGUCUUCCAGGCUUUUGUCAAUGAUGUUUUUCGUGAUAUGAUUGGCCAGUUUGUCAUUGUAUCCAUAGACGAUAUCUUGAUCUAUUCAGAUUCAUUCGAAAAUCACGUUCAUCAGGUCCGUCAGGUACUCACUAGACUGCUUGAGCACCAGUUAUAUGUCAAAGGUGAAAAAUGCGAGUUCCAUCUCCCUUCCACCACGUUCCUCGGUUACAUCAUUAGCCCCACGGGUAUCACCAUGGAUGACCACAAGGUGGAGGCUGUUGUCAGUUGGCCCCGACCCAGAUCAGUUAAAGAUCUUCAAAACAUUUUAGGGUUUGCCAACUUUUAUCGGAGGUUUAUUAGAAAUUUCAGCAGUAUUGCUGCUCCCCUCACGGCUCUUUUGAAAGGAGCUACCAAAACUUUGACAUGGUCUAGUCAGGCUGAGCAGGCUUUUCAGACACUUAAGGAUUCAUUCACUUCAGCUCCUAUCCUUAAACACCCUGAUCCUAGUCAGCCCUUUGUAGUAGAAGUUGAUGCUUCAGAAACCGGUGUAGGUGCAGUCUUAUCACAAAGAUUAGGGGAUCCUCAGAAACUUCACCCUGUAGCUUUUUUCUCCCACAAACUCACACCCACUGAACGAAAUUAUGGCAUUGGUGAUAGAGAACUACUGGCCAUUAAACUUGCAUUUGAGGAGUGGAGACAUUGGUUAGAGGGGGCUAAUUAUCCGUUUAUGGUGUUAACUGACCACAAGAAUUUAGAAUAUUUGAAUUCAGCCAAGAGGUUAAACCCUCGUCAAGCCCGUUGGUCCCUGUUUUUCUCUCGUUUUGAUUUUUCUAUCACUUAUCGGCCUGGUUCUCGUAAUGGUAAAGCUGAUGCUCUGUCUCGUAUGUAUACUGAUGAGGCACCUCAAGACACUUCCUCUGAGACCAUCCUGCAACCCGGUGUGGUCGUGUCCAGUAUCAGAUGGGAGGUCGAUGAUGAGAUCGAGAGGGCUUUACAGGAUAUUGAAAUACCUUCUCAGUGCCCUUCAGAUAAGUUAUAUGUACCUGUUAACUUUCGAGAUCGUUUGAUUACGUGGGCCCAUUCAUCUAUUACUUCUGGGCAUCCUGGUGAGACCCGUACUCAGCAGCUUUUGCUCAAUAGAUAUUGGUGGGAGAGCAUGUCUAGUGAUGUACAUAAAUUUGUGCCCUCAUGUUCUGUCUGUUCUCAGUGCGAAACCCCCAAGACUUUGCCUGCUGGCAAACUAGUCCCCUUACCUGUUCCCAGUCGUCCCUGGUCUCAUUUGGCUGUAGAUUUUGUCACAGAUCUUCCCCUGUCUCAGUCUUACACUACCAUUCUUACAGUCAUUGAUAGAUUCUCCCGUGGAGUUAGAUUUAUUCCUUUUCCAUCACUACCCACAGCGUUUCAGACAGCUGAGGUCCUGUUCAACUAUGUAUUUCGCAUUUUUGGUAUUCCUGAGAAUAUUGUAUCUGAUAGGGGCCCUCAAUUUACCUCUCAGGUCUGGUCAGCCUUUUUCGAACUUUUAGGUGUCUCUGUAAGUCUGUCCUCUGGUCCGUUGGACGAGGCUACGCCUGGGGAGACUCCUCCACCUCCGGUGACUGUUGAUGGGUCGACUGUUUAUGCUGUUCGGCAGUUGCUGGACUCGCGGCGGCGUGGGGGCACUCUGCAGUAUCUGGUCGACUGGGAGGGGUAUGGUCCAGAAGAGAGGAGCUGGAUCCCUGCAUCGUAUGUAGCAGAUCCUGGCUUGAUUGCUGACUUCCAUCAGCGUCACCCCGAGAAACCGGCUCCUCGUCCUAGAGGUCGGCCACGACUCAGAUCUCCCAGUUCAUCCAGCGCUCGUCCCAGGGGCCGCCCUGCAUACAGAUCUCUGAGCUCAUCAGGUGCCCGUCCUGGUAGCUGUCCGAGAGGUCGUCCAAGGAAAUCCAGUUCUGUCCAGCAACGACAUGGCAUCAAGGACUUUGUUUUUCUUGGAGAAUUGUCCUCAUCUACUGCUCAAGAGUGGACAGAAACAGUUUCUGUAAAUGGAACAGACAUCCAGUUCAAAUUAGACACAGGAGCAGCGGUGUCAGCUUGGGCUUGGGCUACUGCGCAGCCAUAUCACAUUGAACUGGAGAAAGAUGCAACGCCAUAUGCACUUUCAACACCCCGCAGAGUACCACUACCACUGAGAGAUAAGGUGAAGGAGGAGCUAGACCGGAUGGAGUUUAUGGGGGUCAUUUCCAAGGUGAGCAGCCCUACAGAAUGGUGCGCAGGGAUGGUCGUGGUUCCAAAGCCAAGUGGGAAGAUUCGCAUAUGUGUAGAUCUCACAAACUUGAAUAAGUGGGUCAAAAGAGAACGCCACAUCCUGCCAGCUGUAGACCAGUCUCUAGCAAUGCUGUCAAAUGCCAAGGUUUUCACAAAAUUGGAUGCUAGGUCAGGCUUCUGGCAGAUUCCCCUCACAAAUGAAUCAAAGCCUCUCACUACAUUCAUUACCCCAUUCGGGAGAUAUAUUUUUAAUCGGCUCCCUUUUGGAAUUGUAUCUGCCCCAGAACACUUUCAACGCAGAAUGUCACAGCUACUAGAGAACUAUGACGGAGUGAUCUGCCAUGCUGAUGACAUUCUUGUCUUUGGCCAAGACAAAAUGGAGCAUGAUCUGUGUCUGCACCAGGUGUUGCAGAAACUUCAGUCUGAGGGCCUCACACUAAAUGAAAAAGUUAUGGGCAUGGCAAAUUAUCUCGCCAAAUUCCUCCCGCAACUCGCUUCUUUCACAACUCCAUUGAAAGAGUUACUGAGAGAAAGAAAUGAGUGGUGCUGGGGAGAUCCACAGAGAACAGCUUUCUGCAAGCUGAAAGAAGAGCUGAGAUCGCCAAACGUAUUGGCCCAGUAUUCACCAGAGAGAGAGACCAGGGUAGCAGCAGAUGCAUCCUCGUAUGGCAUCGGGGCUGUACUUACACAAAGACAGCUUGAUGGCACGUGGAAACCUGUCACGUACAUUUCAAGAGGGCUGAGUGACACAGAGAAGCGCUAUGCGCAAAUCGAAAAAGAAGCACUGGCAGUAACAUGGGCAUGUGAAAGGUUGGUCUCAUAUCUCCAAGGUCUUCACUUCACGUUACUCACUGACCAUAAACCACUCAUACCACUGCUGGGUACCAGAGGCUUAGAUGAGUUACCACCAAGAAUUCUCAGAUUUCGCCUUCGCCUCUUGAGAUUCUGUUAUGACAUACAACAUGUUCCAGGGAAAAAACUCAUAACUGCGGACACGCUGUCUCGUGCACCACUGAGUGACGCUUUGACACUAGCUGAUCAGCAGUUGGAAAAAGAUGUUCAGGUUUUCGUGGACACUAUAGUGGCAUCACUGCCAGUGACAGAGGCUCGUCUGAAACAGAUACAAGAGGCCCAAGCAGCGGACAACACAUGUCAGAAAGUAAAACACUACUGUUUAGCUGGCUGGCCAGAGAAACAUGCUGUACACAAAGACCUCAAGCACUUUUGGCAAGUUAGAGCUGAACUGACCGUGGUUGACAAUCUCCUUCUGAAAAGUGACAGAUUAUUAAUUCCAGUUCAGCUGCAGAAAGACAUCCUUGAAAGGAUCCAUGAGGGACACCAGGGCAUUUCUAAAUGCAGAGCCAGAGCUCAUCAUUCUGUUUGUUGGCCAGGUCUGUCAUCUGAAAUUCGGCUGAUGGUAGAAAACUGUGACAUAUGCAUGCAACACAGAGUGCAGAGGUGUGAGCCACUGUUAUCUAGUCCAGUCCCAGUUCGCCCAUGGAGUAAAGUAGGUAUGGAUCUCUUCGAGCAUGAAAAGAAAUCCUAUAUGCUCAUUGUUGACUAUUUCUCCAGAUACAUCGAAGUGGCAGAGCUCAAAACCACAUCCUCAGAGGUCACAGUGCGAGCAAUCAAAGAAGCAUUUGCACGUCACGGCAUCCCUGAUGAGGUUGUUUCUGACAAGGGACCUCAGUUUGUGUCAAACACCUUUCGAAAUUUUGCACGUGAGUUCAAAUGCAUACACACCACCUGCAGCCCACGUUAUCCUCAGGCUAAUGGGGAAGCAGAGAGGGCAGUGUGCACUCUCAAAGGACUGGAAAAAGGAGAGAGACUUCAGCAAAGCAUUGCUAGCUUACAGAGCAACGCCUUUAGAGCAUGGUUUCUCUCCCUCCCAGCUGCUUAUGGGGAGACGCUUGCAUACUACAUUACCCCAACCUCCUGGAAAUUCUCCAGCAUGGCCUAA
Messenger RNA from Astyanax mexicanus (Mexican tetra), 5370 nucleotides. RefSeq lists its product as uncharacterized. Gene Ontology annotation, molecular function: nucleic acid binding; zinc ion binding. The record is from RefSeq and is a predicted model, not a curated record. The transcript is spliced from 5 exons. Bases 22 to 5370 code for a protein of 1782 amino acids. Gene Ontology annotation, biological process: DNA integration. NCBI's taxonomy places the organism in Eukaryota, Metazoa, Chordata, Actinopteri, Characiformes, Acestrorhamphidae.